UUCAGAUAGGGAUGCUACAUAACAGACCACCAUCAGAUUCAUUUCCAGGUUCUUUAACACGAACGAAGACGCAAUUUGCUGGAAACAUAUUUAAUCGCACAUUUUGCUUUUUUGAAUGCUUUUGCUCUGUCUUUGUUGAUCAAAAAUGGAGUCGGGAGGAAAAGGCUGGCGUUAUGGGUCGUUAUUCUUCUAUACAGCGUGUGCGUUGGCUUUAUUUUCCCCUCGCGUGACCGGACAGAUUCGUUAUUCUAUACCUGAGGAAAUGCCAGUGGGCUCGUUUGUUGGAAAUAUUGACUCGGACCUUGGGCUUGAGCCGAAGAGGCUGAUUUCAGGAAAAGCGCGUGUUUUCACCGCAGACAGCAGUGAGUACAUUGGACUGGAUAAGGAGAAUGGGCAUCUGGUUGUUAAAAACAAAAUAGACAGAGAAGAGCUAUGCGGAGAGGUAUCUGCCUGUAGUGUGAGUUUUGAUGUCAUUUUAGAAAAUCCGAUGGAGCUUUAUCGAGUUAGUGUUGACAUACAGGACAUAAAUGACAACAGCCCCGUCUUUCCGAAAUCUAAAAUCGAGCAAAAAAUAAGCGAAUUGGCGGUUUUAGGUGCGCGAUUUCCAUUAGAGAGCGCAAUAGAUCCAGAUGUGGGAGUGAACACGCUACAGAAAUAUACUCUUCAACCCACCGAUCAUUUCAAGCUUAAUGUUCAGAAUGGCGCUGGUGGUAACAAAAACGUCGAGAUGGUUCUUCAUUCUCCUCUUGAUAGAGAAAAGAAGCAGCAUCAUAAUCUGAUUCUAACCGCUUUAGAUGGUGGAAAACCACAAAGGUCCGCAACUGUGCAGAUUAAUAUCAUUGUUCUAGAUGUCAAUGACAACGCACCUGUGUUUAGCCAGGCGUCUUAUAAAACAUCAGUUGUUGAAAAUGCUCCUAAAACUACAAUCGUGACUAAAAUCAGUGCGACCGAUGCUGACGAGUCUAGUCACGGCAUUCAAUAUAAUUUUGAGCACGUGACAUAUACGGUGAAAGCUUUGUUCUCCAUAGAUGCGGAUUCUGGGGAGGUUAAAGUCAUAGGCGAUAUAGAUUAUGAAAAACACAAGCAGUUUACAGUCAAAGUCAAAGCUUCAGAUCACGGAGGUUUGACUGACUCGAGUGAAAUAAUUAUUGACGUCAUUGACGUAAAUGACAACGCACCAAAAAUUACAAUAAUGUCUUUUUCUAGUGCAGUAUCUGAAGACGCAGCACCUGGAACUGUUAUAGCAAUGAUAAAUGUUCAGGAUCUGGAUUCAGGUGACAACAAUAAGAUUACAUGUUCAAUUGAUUUAAACUCUCCAUUUAAAAUCGUAUCCUCCUUAACUAAUUAUUACAACCUGGUGACAGACUCAGAACUAGACAGGGAACAAACAGCAGAGUAUAAUAUCACUAUAACUGCUGUAGAUGGGGGAAACCCACCUCUUUCAAGUAAAGACAUUUUUAACCUUAAGAUAUCUGAUGUGAAUGAUCACACACCUCAGUUUGAGCAGGAAUCAUAUAAUGCCUUCAUAGCUGAAAAUAACCCUCCAUCUACAACUAUUCUGACUGUUAAAGCAAUCGACAUGGACUGGGGGCAAAAUGCGAAGGUUUCAUAUUUUCUUAUCGACGGAGAUUUGAAUGGAGCACCUCUGGCAUCUUACAUCUCCAUAAAUUCAGAGAGCGGUGUGAUCUAUGCAGAAAAAUCCUUUGAUUACGAACAACUGAAAUCAUUCAAAAUGCAAGUCAAAGUGCAAGAUGGGGGCUCACCCCUUUUAUCCAACAACGUGACUGUAAACAUUAUAAUCCAAGAUGAGAAUGACAACGCUCCUCAGGUUCUGUAUCCAGUACAGACUGGUGCUUCUGUGGUGGCUGAGAUUGUGCCUCGUGCUGCAGAUGUUGGAUAUCUGGUCACUAAAGUGGUGGCUGUUGAUGUGGACUCUGGACAGAAUGCCUGGCUCUCCUAUAAACUACAGAAAGCUACAGACAGAGCGCUGUUUGAAGUGGGUUUACAGAAUGGAGAAAUAAGAACUGUGCGACAAGUGACUGAUAAAGAUGCGGUCAAACAAAAACUGACUGUUGUUGUGGAGGAUAACGGACAGCCCUCUCGCUCAGCUGUGGUCUCCAUUAACGUGGCUGUGGCUGACAGCUUUCCUGAAGUGCUGUCAGAGUUCACAGACUUUACGCAUGAAAAACAAUAUAAUGACAACUUGACGUUUUAUUUAAUAUUGGCUCUCGCAGUGGUCUCUCUGCUCUUCAUAGUCUCAAUUAUUUCAAUAAUUUCAGUGAAAAUCUACAGAUGGAGGCAGAAUAAACUAUUUUAUCAAUCUGGGGCAAAUCUACCUGUAAUUCCAUAUUACCCUCCAGUCUACACAGACGGCACAUUGCAGCAUGUGUAUAAUUAUGAAAUGUGCGGGACCACUGAUUCAAGGAUGAGUGACAUGAAGUUUAUCAGGCCCUACAGUCAGAACACACUGGUGAGCCAGAGUCGUAUGGGAACAGUUCAGAGAGAAAAGAAGGAGCAGGAGGUUGACGACCUGACUUUAGAGGUGAGACCUUGA
This is a messenger RNA of Sinocyclocheilus anshuiensis, 2554 nucleotides long. Its product is annotated as protocadherin gamma-A5-like. The record is from RefSeq and is a predicted model, not a curated record. NCBI's taxonomy places the organism in Eukaryota, Metazoa, Chordata, Actinopteri, Cypriniformes, Cyprinidae. Gene Ontology annotation, molecular function: calcium ion binding. The transcript has a single exon. Gene Ontology annotation, cellular component: plasma membrane. Gene Ontology annotation, biological process: homophilic cell-cell adhesion. Bases 146 to 2554 code for a protein of 802 amino acids.